Bursaphelenchus okinawaensis is the source of this 2542-nucleotide messenger RNA. The record is from the annotation of a GenBank genome assembly. NCBI's taxonomy places the organism in Eukaryota, Metazoa, Nematoda, Chromadorea, Rhabditida, Aphelenchoididae.
AUGCAAGCUUUGUCUCUUGCUUUGCUUUUGUGUGUCACAGUUGGGACCACCGCCCAAUUCUGCACCAAAGGCAGCAGCUUUGCACAAGACUCAAAGACACGGCAAGGAUCGUGCCAAAGCCUGUUCAAUGGAGGAGCCAAGAGCCCAGGUGAGGUGAAGGGGCCCACUCCAGGAGAGAAGGGAUCCUCCGCUUGUUGUUGUUACGGAUCGGGACCCAGCGGUGGUUCCGGAGGGUCCAGCUCUCAACCUUGGGGCGGUGCUACUGAAAGCUCUGAAACCGGGCCUUCUUCUCAAUCUACACCUGCCGCCCAAUCCACAACUCAAGAAGAAACUGAAGCCACUAGUCAAGCAGCUUCUUCGCCUAGUCAAGCUUCUUCGUCCAGCAGUGCCGGAUCUACUCCAGCCUCGUCAACCGGUUCAGGCUCUUGGGAGUCUUCCGGAUCUGGUUCAGGCAGCGGUGGAAACUCAGGAUCUGGAUCAGGAGCAUGCACAUGCGGCAGCAGUGAAAGCAGCAGCUCCAGUAGCAGUGAAGAAUCUGGAUCGGGAUCCGGUAGUCACGAAGGAUCAAGUUCCGGCAGUCACGAAGGCUCAAGCUCCGGCAGUCACGAAGGCUCCGCUUCCGGCAGCCACGAAGGAUCCGGCUCAGGAUCUGGUGGAAAUGGAGGAUCAGGAGGAUCUGGCAGCUGGGGAGGCUCCGGAGGAUCUCAAGGUUCGGGCUCUGGUGGAUGUGUAUGCGAUGGAUCUGGAAGUGGCACGAUCAGUGGUAUGUAUGGCAAGGAAGACUUCUGUAUCUUAUUCCAAUACUUCCUUGAGAUCACGGUCGAAUUGGGAGAAGAAUACAUUCAAGAAGCUUGGAUCGAACUUCUCAAUAAGAUGCAGGUCGAGAUCAUCUUCGAUGUCAGCUUGACCGCUGAACAGAUGGCUGCCGCUGUCUACGGAGAAAUCAGCGUCUUCUUCCUCCUCUAUCCAUCCUGUGCCUCUACCAUCAACAACAUCUUCGUCACCGAAUGGAAUGGCUAUGUGUUCGACUUGGAAGAAAUUGCUGUUGACGUUUCCUUCGAAAUUUCUGAAACCAUCAUUGAAUUGGACGCUACUGGAAACUGCGCCUUGUUCGAAGCUCUCCGCAACGCCAGUGCUGGUACCUCUUUCGAAGCCCAAGUCGAGAUUUUGAUCGCUUCGUUGACCGUCACCAUCCAAAGCUCUUCGUCUUUCUCAGUCCAAUGUGCUGGUAUCUACGCUAAGCUCAUUCAGUUCUUUGCUACCUACAGUGGGUCUCAAGCUAUUCUUUGCGGUGGCUACAUUGAAGGUUAUGGCACGGUGUCCAUCUUCGUUGCCGUCUCCGGAAGUGUAAGUUUACUUCCAAUAGUAUGACUGUAACGUAGAAUUUCUGUGGUUCUACUAGCCAUUUAUUCAUAGGAUUCUAACCACACCUUUAUUUCAGUACUGGCGUAUUCAAAACUUUGCCGUCGCUGUUGGAGGUAGCGCCAGCUCUUGUGAAUUGAUUGUUGAACUCAAUGCUACUGUGUACAAUGUUAAUGCUGGGUCAACUUCCGAACGUGCUCAACUCAAGGAGCUUGUCGAAGACUUGGUAACUAACUUUGCUUCCUUGUCAGUUGAAGCCCGAGUAGAGUACUUCAUCUCCGCCUUCUACCAGUUCCUGAUCAUCCAAGAAUGGUCGGUCACCAUCACAUUCGAAAUUGAAUUGCAAGGAUUCGGAACCAUUUGCGAAUUGAUCGCUGCUGAAUGUUUCGUAAGUAUAUUUGUAUUUAUUGGAAUAUGAUUUCAUAAGUUAUCAUUGAAGCAACCUAAAAAUAAUAGACCUACCGAAAAUUCAUUUCAGGGAGGCCAAACUGGAGCUUUAACGACUUCUGCAAUGAAAUCCUCAACUAUGGGUGAAGAAGAGACUUCCCAAGCAUCUCAGGCUAGCUCCAAGGCUUCCAUGUCAACUACUGAAGAAUACGAGACUUCCCAAGCAUCUCAGCCUAGCUCCAAGGCUUCCAUGUCAACUACUGAAGAAUACGAGACUUCCCAAGCAUCUCAGUCUAGCUCCAAGCCUUCUGUGUCUACCACUGAGGAGUAUGAGACCUCUCAAGCCAGUUCUAAGGCUUCCGUAGCUUCUACUGCGGCAACCCAAUCAAGCACUCCUCACGUAACUACAGUAGCUGGCACAACUAAAGGAGCCUCUACUGCAGCUACCACUGCCAAGCCAGGAAACUGUGCCACCGCUCUUCAACUCAUUGUUAAGGGCAGCAACAGCAAUACUUCCUUGACCAUCUCCAUUCAACAGAGCUUCAGCACCACCACCUGGACUGCUCAACAGAAAACUAGCUUCUCAGCCUACUUCAAGAACAUUAUCAACCUACAGGCCCAAUACACUGGCCAGACCUGCCUCAACAAGGUCGCUAAUGUCUUGCUCAACUGGACCAAGGACGCUGCUUCCAUCACAGCCACUAAGAGUGUCCAGAUCUACUUCUAUGCCUCAAAUGUCAAGACCACCUACUGGGGCACUGUCGGCCAAUUCUGCAGUUGUGCCACAAGCUAA